Molecule: messenger RNA, 3635 nt
Organism: Ceratotherium simum simum (southern white rhinoceros)
Lineage: Eukaryota; Metazoa; Chordata; Mammalia; Perissodactyla; Rhinocerotidae
Gene: MYBPC2
Product: myosin binding protein C2
Biological process (GO): sarcomere organization
Cellular component (GO): M band
Molecular function (GO): protein binding
Source: RefSeq, a predicted model, not a curated record
CAGGGGAGGGUGGGGAGGCGCAUCCGAUGCCUCCCGGAGCCUCCUGGGAGUCUCUGCGCUCCUUAAAGGGCUCCCCCUGGGGGCCCCCCCCCCGUCCUCUCGAGGGCCCAGCAGGACACGGCUGCGGUCAGAGGAGCGAGAGGAGAUUCGCCGUCAUGCCUGAGGCAAAACCAGCGGCCCAAAAGGCCCCCGAAAAGAAAGAUGCGGCCAAACCAGCUCCGAAGGAAGCCCCCCCUAAGGAGGCUCCUGCAGAGGCCCCCAAAGAAGCCCCACCUGAGGACCAGUCUCCCACUGCUGAGGAGCCCACUGGCAUUUUCCUGAAGAAGCCAGACUCUGUGUCAGUGGAGAAUGGGAAGGAUGUGUUGAUUGUCGCCAAGGUGAACGGGAAGGAUCUCCAGGGCAAACCCACCUUCACGUGGAUCAAGGGGAAGUGGCUGGAGCUGGGCAGCAAGAGCGGGGCCCGAUUCUCCUGCAAGGAGUCCCACGACGCUGCCAGCAAUGUAUACACCCUCGAGCUGCACAUUGGGAAGGUGGUACUGGGGGACCGUGGGGAUUACCGCCUCGAGGUCAAAGCCAAGGACCUCUCUGACAGCUGUGGCUUCAACAUCGAUGUGGAGGCGCCCCGUCAGGAUGCCUCUGGGCAGACCCUAGAAAGCUUCAAGCGUUCGGACGAAGGGAAGAUGAAAGACGCGGGUGAGCUGGAUUUCAGCGGCCUGUUGAAGAAGAGGGAGGUGGUUGAGGAGGAGAAGAAGAAGAAGAAGAAGAAAGAUGAUGAUGACCUGGGCAUCCCGCCUGAGGUUUGGGAGCUCCUGAAAGGGGCAAAGAAGAGUGAGUAUGAGAGGAUAGCCUUCCAGUACGGCAUCACCGACCUCCGGGGCAUGCUGAAGCGGCUCAAGAAGGCCAAGGUCGAGGUCAAGAAGAGUGCAGCCUUCACGAAGAAGCUCGAUCCAGCCUACCAAGUGGAUAGGGGCAACAAGAUCAAGUUGGUAGUGGAGAUCAGUGACCCAGACCUUCCCCUCAAGUGGUUCAAGAACGGCCAGGAGAUCAAACCGAGUAGCAAGUACGUGUUUGAGAACGUUGGUAAGAAGCGAAUUCUCACCAUCAACAAAUGCACGCUGGCGGAUGAUGCUGCUUAUGAGGUCGCUGUCAAAGAUGAGAAGUGUUUCACCGAGCUGUUUGUCAGAGAACCUCCGAUCCUGAUUAUCACACCCCUCGAGGACCAGCAGGUGUUUGUGGGCGACCGGGUGGAAAUGGCAGUGGAGGUGUCGGAAGAGGGUGCCCAGGUCAUGUGGAUGAAGGACGGCGUGGAAAUGACGCGGGAGGAUUCCUUCAAGUCCCGGUACCGCUUCAAGAAAGAUGGGAAGCGUCACAUUCUCAUCUACUCGGAGGUGACCCUGGAGGAUAAGGGUCGCUACCGGGUCAUGACCAACGGCGGCCAGUGUGAGGCCGAUCUCAUCGUGGAAGAGAAACAGCUGGAGGUCCUGCAAGACAUUGCCGAUCUGACGGUGAAGGCCUCAGAACAGGCCGAGUUCAAGUGCGAGGUGUCCGAUGAGAAGGUGACGGGCAAGUGGUACAAGAACGGGGUCGAGGUGCGGCCCAGCAAGAGGAUCACCAUCUCCCACAUUGGGAGAAUCCACAAGCUGGUGAUAGAUGACGUCCGCCCCGAGGAUGAGGGCGACUAUACAUUCGUGCCCGAUGGCUAUGCCCUGUCCCUCUCGGCCAAGCUCAACUUCCUGGAAAUCAAGGUGGAGUAUGUCCCGAAGCAAGAGCCCCCAAAGAUCCACCUGGACUGCUCAGGGGAGAUCUCAGAAAAUGCGAUUGUGGUUGUGGCUGGAAACAAGCUGAGGCUGGAUGUGUCCAUCACAGGGGAGCCCCGUCCCGUUGCCACCUGGCUGAAGGAGGAUCAGGUGUUCUCAACCACCGAGGGCAGGGUCCGCAUCGAGCAGCGGGCGGACUCCAGCAGCUUCGUGAUCGAGAGUGCCGAGCGAGGGGACGAGGGCCGCUACACCAUCAAGGUCACCAACCCUGUUGGCGAGGACGUGGCCUCCAUCUUGUUGCGAGUGGUGGAUGUCCCAGACCCCCCAGAGGCUGUGUGUGUCACCUCGGUUGGAGAGGAUUGGGCCAUCCUUGUCUGGGAGCCACCCAAGUACGAUGGGGGGCAGCCGCUCACCGGGUAUCUUCUGGAGCGGAAGAAGAAGGGCUCUCACCGCUGGAUGAAGCUGAACUUCGACGUCUUUACGGAGACGACUUACGAGUCCACCAACAUGAUCGAGGGCAUUCUCUACGAGAUGCGCGUCUUUGCCGUCAAUGCCAUCGGGGUUUCCCAGCCCAGCGUCAACACCAAGCCCUUCAUGCCCAUUGCGCCCACAAGUGAACCCCAGCACCUGAUGGUGGAGGACGUGACAGACACCACCACCACCCUCAAGUGGAGGCCUCCAGAUAAGAUCGGCGCAGGCGGCAUCGAUGGGUACCUGGUGGAGUACUGCGUGGAGGGAUCCGACGAAUGGAUCCCUGCUAACACGGAGCCCGUCGAGCGCUGUGGCUUCACCGUCAAGAAUCUCCCCACGGGCGCGAAAAUCGUCUUCCGUGUUGUCGGGGUCAACAUCGCGGGGCGCAGCCAGCCGGCCACCCUGACCCAGCCGGUCACCAUUCGGGAGAUCGUGGAGCAACCCAAGAUCCGGCUCCCCCGCCAGCUCCGCCAGACUUACCUCCGCAAAGUGGGAGAGCAUCUCAACCUCGUCAUCCCCUUCCAGGGAAAGCCGCGGCCCAAGGUGGUGUGGACAAAGGGCGGAGCGCCCGUGGACACCUCCCGCGUGCACGUGCGCACCAGCGACUUGGACACCGUGUUCUUCGUGCGCGAGGCGGCCCGCUCCGACUCCGGGGAGUAUGAGCUAAGCGUGCAGAUCGAGAACAUGAAGGACACGGCCACCAUCCACAUCCGGGUCGUGGAAAAGGCGGGGCCAGCAGAGCACGUGAUGGUGAAGGAGGUGUGGGGCACCAACGCGCUGGUGGAGUGGCAGCCCCCCAAGGAUGAUGGGAACAGUGAGAUCACGGGCUAUUUAGUCCAGAAGGCCGACAAGAAAACCAUGGAGUGGUUCACCGUCUAUGAACACAGCCGGCACACCAGCUGUACCGUGUCCGACCUCAUUGUGGGCAAUGAGUACUAUUUCCGCGUUUACAGUGAGAACUUCUGUGGGCUCAGCGACUUGCCUGGCGUCUCCAAGAACACGGCCCGCAUCCUCAAGACAGGAAUCACCUUCAAACCCUUUGAGUUCAAGGAGCAUGACUUCCGAAUGCCCCCCAAGUUCCUGACGCCUCUUAUAGACUGUGUGGUCGUGGCUGGUUAUGCCGCUGCUCUCAACUGCGCCGUCAGAGGCCACCCAAAGCCGAAGGUGGUCUGGAUGAAGAACAACAUGGAAAUCCGCGAAGACCCCAAGUACCUGAUGACCAACCACCAGGGGGUCUUGACGCUGAACAUCCGCCGCCCGUCGCCCUUCGACGGCGGGACUUACUCCUGUCGGGCCGUCAACGAGCUGGGGGAGGCGCUGGCUGAGUGCAAGGUGGAAGUCCGAGUGCCACAGUGAAACUUCCGCCCGCCAAGACUUCCUGCUGCUGAGUCCUCCCCCGGACCCCCA